Molecule: messenger RNA, 583 nt
Organism: Poecilia reticulata (guppy)
Lineage: Eukaryota; Metazoa; Chordata; Actinopteri; Cyprinodontiformes; Poeciliidae
Gene: ubald1a
Product: UBA-like domain containing 1a
Molecular function (GO): protein binding
Source: RefSeq, a predicted model, not a curated record
ACAACUACACGCAGGCCGGUGGUUGAAGGCCUACAACUCCCAUCUGCGCAUGCUCUGCGCGGAUUGGCUGCGUCAUCGUGUCAAUCAGGCCCCGGUCCUUCCUCACCGCUCCUACAGUAAAUAUUUGUGUUUGCUCAACCGGCUGUAAUGGUGGAAGAGUGAGGCAGAGCGCGACGGGAUCCAACAAAAGAGCAGAAGGAGGAGAAAUAAACGCCGAGUGCUGGAAAGUCAGAGCUGCCGCCACUUUCAGGAGGAAACGGACGAGCUUCGGUGGAAAAUGGAUGAACUCAAACAUCAAGUCAUGAUUAACCAGUUCGUCCUGACGGCGGGUUGUGCGGCRGACCAGGCGAAGCAGCUCCUGCAAGCGGCACACUGGCAGUUUGAGACUGCCCUCAGUGCCUUUUUCCAAGAAACAAAUAUUCCAUAUGGACAUCAUCAUCAAAUGAUGUGCACCCCCGCCAACACGCCGGCGACGCCCCCCAACUUCCCCGACGCGCUGACCAUGUUCUCCCGGCUGAAAGCCUCCGAGAGCUUCGCCAGCAGCGCCGGCAGCCCCAUGGCCGUCUCCAUGGCGACCUCGCCU